AUGGAAGCCUUGGUCUGUGCGUUCUCUGAGCUGCGCAUAAGAGAAGCUGAGGCUCUGCAGGCCAGGGUGGGGCUCAUCCCACCAGCAUGGGACUGUUCUCCCGUCACAGGCACUGGGGCCCACCGGCCACACCCUUCUGCUCUCCCCUCCACAGACGCAGUGAGCUGGGCCCAAGGACACACCAGUCACCCCGACACACCACCCAAUAUCUACGAGGCGGGCCUGGGGGCCCAGCAGCAGCAGUGCCCCAGUGCCCAGGGAAGCAAGCCCAAGAACUUCCGGCUGCGCCACCUCCGGGGCCUGGCUCUCUACCUGCCAGGCCACUUGCAGCCUGCUGGCCAAUGUGAGAGCCACUGGCUGGGUCGGCUCCUGGCUGGGGGCUGCCUGCCACAGCCCGAGGGCCUCGUCUGGCCCCUAGACUUAGCACAGGGGACUGUGGGCCAAGGUAACAGCCACCACUCAGCCCUUCUGGAAGCUCAACUGCCCAGGGACAGCCGGGGAAAUACAGCUUCCAGUUCCAGCAUAGACCCAGCCAAGGGUGCCCACUCCCAGUCUGGUUCCCCUGAAGGCUUAGGGCUCAGGCCUAAGAGAUCCUGGGGUACCCCAGAGGAGACCACAUGUCCCUUGUGCAAGAAAACCCGCUCUGGGGGCCUGGAGAGGCCGUAGGGAUCCGAGUGCCAGGGCUGGUUCUCCCAGCUCAGGACAGGAGGGGAGAGGGUGGCACCAGGAGCAGGAGGAGACAGGUCCGGGGCGGGGGGGAAGGGCACAGCCCCCACCAGUAGCACCCCCACACCGAGACACCCGGGCAGCUGCCCAGCACCAGAGCCUGGGCCAGCCUUGGGAAAGCUUGAGGGUGGAGGGAGGGAGGAAGAGGUCCCACGAGAGGGACAGAGAAAAAGGAAGCAGCCAGGGCAUGCCCCUGCAGCCUGCUUCAACUCACGUCAGCCACGGGUACUGCAGAGGCUGGGUGGCGUGGAGAGCUGGGCUCCCGAGGGGCCGGGGAGCCUACAGAUCUAAUGUCAAUAAAAGCCAAGGCCUGCGCUUCAGUCCCUGGGUCUGUCUGUCAUCCGGCCAAUUGGGUCAGAGAAAUGGCCCCUUGGCACGUGUGCUCUGACAGCUAAGUUCGGUGUCGCUCCCAGGAGAAUCCGAGGUGCUCCCACCCCGAAGAGGGUGCCGUCCUCCUCUGGGCAGGCAGGGUCUCGGCAGGCCUACCAACAGGGCGUGGUGUUCUGGGUGAAGAGGGCAGAGGACAGAGAAAGUUAGGUCGGGCUCAGGGAGGAUGUCGGGAAGGAAAGCAAGUUCCCAACCCGGACAGAAAUGUUGGCCCUGGCCCCACACCGCCCACUGAGGCCACAGUGGAGCUCACGCUCCCUGGGGACCCCUGGCCGCCCCGAUUCUCCAGGCAGAAUGGGCACAGCCCUUCUCCCCGCAGGGCGAGACUCCAGGCACCCAGGCAUGGGCUUGCUGUACCGGGAGGCCCUCACCCUGGCCCUGCUGCCAUCUGGGCUGGGCCCCUCUCUGUCUCGGGGGCUGUCCCGUGUGCUGUAGGAUGUUUAGUGGUGUCCCUGGCCUCCAUUCACUGGAUUCCAAGAGAACCCUCCUCCCAGUGCAGCAACCACAGCCUCUGGGUGGUCUCAUGUCCCCUGGGGGGCAGAAUCACUCUGGCCAAGACGCCCUGCUCCACAUCACUGGGCUUUGGCCUGUGGAGAUUGGAUGGGAGGAUCCGGGUUUGCCUCCAUGAUCCUCGCCAUCUCUGGCUUCCUGUCCUGGCAGCCCGAGCUGGGCCAGCACCUACCUGCCCCUCUCAUGGGCCUGUCAGACCACACGUGAUGGUGUCAAGCACAUUCUGGACGUCGGAGAGCAGGCAUCCUUCCAGACACAGGGGAAGGCUUCCUCAGGCCCUGCCCUAGACCUGUAUCCUCGGAUGGCAGAUUCUGGAGACGCUGGUCCCUAGUUGUGGGGGGGGGGGGGGUCCAAGUUGGGGCCACCAGCCCCAGGCCCUGUCCCACAGGAGGGCCAUCUGGAGGAGGACCAGCUCUUGGGGACCAAUGCACCCAGGCUGUGGAGGGGCCCGGCCUCCCCAGGCUGGGCUCUCAGGCCCACUGCUCACAGCUGUGUGGCUCCUGGGCAACUCCUAGCCCCUCAACCAGUUUUCCUCAUUUGUCUGAUGGAGGGACAAGCAUGACCCCUGUCCCCAGGGAGGCCAGAGG
Molecule: messenger RNA, 2210 nt
Organism: Capra hircus (goat)
Lineage: Eukaryota; Metazoa; Chordata; Mammalia; Artiodactyla; Bovidae
Gene: C25H16orf90
Product: chromosome 25 C16orf90 homolog
Exons: 3
Coding region: 1-666 (221 amino acids)
Source: RefSeq, a predicted model, not a curated record